This is a messenger RNA of Mustela erminea (ermine), 4145 nucleotides long. RefSeq names its product pumilio RNA binding family member 1 (gene PUM1). The transcript has 21 exons. The record is from RefSeq and is a predicted model, not a curated record. Gene Ontology annotation, molecular function: mRNA 3'-UTR binding. Gene Ontology annotation, cellular component: cytoplasm; cytosol. NCBI's taxonomy places the organism in Eukaryota, Metazoa, Chordata, Mammalia, Carnivora, Mustelidae. Gene Ontology annotation, biological process: regulation of mRNA stability; miRNA processing. The coding region runs from base 131 to 3391 and encodes 1086 amino acids.
GCGCCAGCCCCGUCCCCAGUGGGCCGCCAUGUUGUCGGAGUGAAAGGUAAGGGGGAGCGAGAGCGCCGGAGAGAGAAGAUCGGGGGGCUGAAAUCCGUCUUCAUCCUACCGCUCCGCCCGUGUUGGUGGAAUGAGCGUUGCAUGUGUCUUGAAGAGAAAAGCAGUGCUUUGGCAGGACUCUUUCAGCCCCCACCUGAAACAUCACCCUCAAGAACCAGCUAAUCCCAACAUGCCUGUUGUUUUGACAUCUGGAACAGGGUCGCAAGCGCAGCCACAACCAGCUGCAAAUCAGGCUCUUGCAGCUGGGACACACUCGAGCCCUGUCCCAGGAUCGAUAGGAGUUGCAGGCCGUUCCCAAGACGACGCUAUGGUGGACUACUUCUUUCAGAGGCAGCAUGGUGAGCAGCUUGGGGGAGGAGGCAGUGGUGGAGGCGGCUAUAAUAAUAGCAAACAUCGAUGGCCUACUGGGGAUAACAUUCAUGCAGAACAUCAGGUACGUUCUAUGGAUGAACUGAAUCAUGAUUUUCAAGCACUUGCUCUGGAGGGAAGAGCGAUGGGAGAGCAGCUCUUGCCAGGUAAAAAGUUUUGGGAAACAGAUGAAUCCAGCAAAGAUGGACCAAAAGGAAUAUUCCUGGGUGAUCAAUGGCGAGACAGUGCCUGGGGAACAUCAGAUCAUUCAGUUUCCCAGCCAAUCAUGGUGCAGAGAAGACCUGGUCAGAGUUUCCAUGUGAACAGUGAGGUCAAUUCUGUACUGUCCCCACGGUCGGAGAGUGGGGGACUAGGCGUUAGCAUGGUGGAGUAUGUGUUGAGCUCAUCCCCGGGCGAUUCCUGUCUAAGAAAAGGAGGAUUUGGCCCAAGGGAUGCAGACAGUGAUGAAAACGACAAAGGUGACAAGAAGAACAAGGGUGCGUUUGAUGGAGAUAAGCUAGGAGAUUUGAAGGAGGAGGGUGAUGUGAUGGACAAGACCAAUGGUUUGCCAGUGCAGAAUGGGAUUGAUGCAGACGUCAAAGAUUUUAGCCGUACCCCUGGUAAUUGCCAGAACUCUGCUAAUGAAGUGGAUCUUCUGGGUCCAAACCAGAAUGGUUCUGAGGGCUUAGCCCAGCUGACCAGCACCAAUGGUGCCAAGCCUGUGGAGGAUUUCUCCAACAUGGAGUCCCAGAGUGUCCCCUUGGACCCCAUGGAACAUGUGGGCAUGGAGCCUCUUCAGUUUGAUUAUUCAGGCACGCAGGUACCUGUGGACUCAGCAGCAGCAACUGUGGGACUUUUUGACUACAAUUCUCAACAACAGCUGUUCCAAAGACCCAACGCGCUCGCCGUCCAGCAGUUGACCGCAGCUCAGCAGCAGCAGUACGCACUGGCGGCGGCUCAUCAGCCCCAUAUCGGUGUGUUUUCAGCAGGUUUAGCGCCCGCUGCCUUUGUCCCCAAUCCAUACAUCAUCAGCGCUGCUCCCCCGGGGACGGACCCCUACACAGCUGGACUGGCGGCAGCUGCAACACUAGGUCCGGCAGUGGUCCCUCACCAGUAUUACGGAGUCACUCCCUGGGGAGUCUACCCUGCCAGUCUUUUUCAGCAGCAAGCAGCUGCCGCAGCGGCAGCAACUAAUUCUGCAAAUCAGCAGACUACCCCACAGGCUCAGCAAGGGCAGCAGCAGGUUCUCCGUGGAGGAGCCAGCCAGCGUCCUUUGACCCCAAAUCAGAACCAGCAGGGACAGCAAACAGAUCCACUAGUGGCAGCUGCAGCAGUGAAUUCUGCCCUUGCUUUUGGACAAGGACUGGCUGCAGGCAUGCCAGGUUACCCCGUCUUGGCUCCUGCUGCUUACUAUGACCAAACCGGUGCCCUUGUGGUGAACGCUGGAGCGAGAAAUGGUCUUGGAGCUCCUGUUCGGCUUGUAGCUCCCGCCCCAGUCAUCAUCAGUUCCUCGGCUGCGCAAGCAGCUGUUGCGGCGGCCGCAGCUUCAGCAAAUGGAGCAGCUGGUGGUCUUGCUGGAACAACAAAUGGACCAUUUCGCCCUUUAGGAACCCAGCAGCCCCAGCCCCAGCCCCAGCAGCAGCCCAGUAACAGCCUGGCAUCCAGCUCUUUCUAUGGCAACAACUCUCUGAGCAGCAAUUCACAGAGCAGCUCCCUCUUCUCCCAGGGCUCUGCCCAGCCUGCCAACACAUCCUUGGGAUUCGGAAGUAGCAGUUCUCUCGGCGCCACCCUGGGAUCAGCCCUUGGAGGGUUUGGAACAGCAGUUGCAAACUCCAACACUGGCAGUGGCUCCCGCCGUGACUCCCUGACUGGCAGCAGUGACCUUUAUAAGAGGACAUCGAGCAGCUUGACCCCCAUUGGACACAGUUUUUAUAACGGCCUUAGCUUUUCCUCCUCUCCUGGACCCGUGGGCAUGCCUCUCCCUAGUCAGGGACCAGGACAUUCACAGACACCACCUCCUUCCCUCUCUUCACAUGGAUCCUCUUCAAGCUUAAACCUGGGAGGCCUCACCAACGGCAGUGGGAGAUACAUCUCUGCCGCGCCAGGCGCUGAAGCCAAGUACCGCAGUGCGAGCAGUGCCUCCAGCCUCUUCAGCCCCAGCAGCACUCUGUUUGCUUCCUCCCGGUUGCGGUACGGAAUGUCUGAUGUCAUGCCCUCCGGCAGGAGCAGACUUCUGGAGGAUUUCCGAAAUAACCGGUACCCCAAUUUACAACUACGGGAGAUCGCUGGGCAUAUAAUGGAGUUUUCCCAAGACCAGCAUGGGUCCAGAUUCAUUCAGCUGAAACUAGAACGAGCCACGCCAGCUGAACGCCAGCUUGUCUUCAAUGAAAUCCUCCAGGCCGCUUACCAGCUAAUGGUGGAUGUAUUUGGAAAUUACGUCAUUCAGAAGUUCUUUGAAUUUGGCAGCCUUGAACAGAAGCUGGCUUUGGCAGAACGCAUUCGAGGCCACGUCCUGUCACUGGCACUGCAGAUGUAUGGCUGCCGUGUUAUCCAGAAAGCUCUUGAAUUUAUUCCCUCAGACCAGCAGGUAAUUAACGAGAUGGUUCGGGAGCUAGAUGGCCACGUCCUGAAGUGUGUGAAAGACCAGAAUGGUAAUCACGUGGUUCAGAAAUGCAUCGAAUGUGUGCAGCCCCAGUCUUUGCAGUUUAUCAUUGAUGCAUUUAAGGGGCAGGUAUUUGCUUUGUCCACGCACCCUUACGGCUGCCGAGUGAUUCAGAGGAUCCUGGAGCACUGUCUCCCUGAGCAGACACUCCCUGUCUUAGAGGAGCUUCACCAGCACACAGAGCAGCUUGUGCAGGAUCAAUAUGGAAAUUAUGUAAUCCAGCAUGUAUUGGAGCAUGGCCGUCCUGAAGAUAAAAGUAAAAUUGUAGCAGAAAUCCGAGGCAAUGUACUUGUAUUGAGUCAGCACAAAUUUGCAAGAUAACGACUAUAAAUUGUGGACAAAAUGCCAAAAAUCUUCCUGAAGGCAUUAAGCCGUUUAAGAGAGUGGCCAAGAACAGGUAGAUACCAGAAGGGUUUGGGGGAGGGGAGGGGAGGGGAGGCUUAUUGAUAACUUGGAAGGACAUAAUUGCACUGGGGAAAUCUCCCUGUUCCUCCCCCCCUUCCCCUUUAGAUUUUUCUUUUUGUAUUGCAUUGUAUCGAUAUAUAAUUGACAGAUAAGUUUGUCAAUUCUGUAAUUGUGUAAUUAUGUUGUUAUUAUUAUGUAAGUUUGACAUACAUGGUGUGUUGGUUUGAUACAUUCAUAUACUGCAGUAUGAUUACUGCAGUAGCAUUAGCUAACACCUUUAUCAUGUCAUAAUUAUUUUUUUGUGUGUUGAGAACACCAUUAAGAUCUAGUCUCUUAAAAAAAAAAAGAUCUAGUCUCUUAACGAUGUUUUGUGAUACAGUAUUAUUGACUAUAAUAAUCAGGAAAUUUCCCAGUUUUAAUUGGCUUUUAGCCUGUAGGCAGUUCCUGUUCUGCUCUGGGCUUCUAAAGUUGGAUUAAAAAAUCUCCAGUGUCCCCAGAAGGCAGAGUUAGGGGCAGCCGUGGCAAUGAGAGUGACAGAGUGACAGGGCAGAAAUUCCAGAAAGUAAGAGAACCAGGGAGGGGAAGGCCCACAUUUAAUUUCCCAAAUAUCUGCUUGACUCCUGACCCACAUGUGACGGCACAAACUUGAGGCAGGCCAGCGAAGGCACAA